Messenger RNA from Uloborus diversus, 2725 nucleotides. RefSeq names its product O-acyltransferase like protein-like. The transcript is spliced from 15 exons. Lineage: Eukaryota; Metazoa; Arthropoda; Arachnida; Araneae; Uloboridae. The coding region runs from base 188 to 2467 and encodes 759 amino acids. Gene Ontology annotation, molecular function: acyltransferase activity, transferring groups other than amino-acyl groups. The record is from RefSeq and is a predicted model, not a curated record.
UAUAGUAUAUCAUUGAAAAGUUUUUGGCAGCUUUAUCUUAGACGAGUUGGUGUUCGUAAAAAUAACGGGAGUUUUGAUAAUUAAGAGCAAUAAGAGUUAAUUUUUUUCCAGGCUUAUAUCAUUGUUUUGCUUCCAUGAUUCGAUAAGGUUAAGGAAUUGCUAAACAGGUGCGACGAGCAAAAGCAAAAUGAAGUUACUCGGUUUUUGUGUUUUCGUUUUUGUUUUGUUCCUUUCCUUUGACUGCAGUUCUAGUACUUCAAGUGUUGGAGUGUCGACCAAUUAUCCUGACAAUGCAACGACUGUUCCGGUAGAUGUGGUUACCGUACACAGUUCAGUCAUAAGAUGGAAAAAUACGGACAAAUCUGUGAAAAAUAUGGUGUCCAAAUUGGUGAAGUUUGCUUUGCCGCAACUGCUGAGAGCUGCGGAAGGGAUGAACAUUACUACAUCAUGCUCGAAAGGAAUGAUGAAGUUUCUAACAGGUUUAAGGGGGAUGAAAGUGUGGGCUUUUAGAAUGUUUGAUGCUUCCGGUAAACUGCCCAAUGGAAUCCUGAAUGGAAACGUGAACUCACUGGGGGAUUACGAUCAAUGUCUCAGUGUGAAGGUCCCAGGUCAUUUUAAUGGCCAAUACUGUUUAGUGGAAACUUCGCCUCCGCUUCCGGAACGCCGAAGAUUCACUUCCACUGAGAAUGAAAUACCAGAAUUUGUGAACAUAACAUCGCCAGAUUCGGUAAUAGAGGAAUUUUUGAGAAGGGCGGCGCAUUAUUAUCACAUUAAUUUUCGUUCAUCUGCUUGUGUUCCAUCUACUUGCACCAGGGAAGACAUCUAUAUAAUUUUCAGCAAAGUUAUGGAAAUGCAAGGAAUAGAGUUUGAUGUCUUCGUUCCACACUGUGAAGUUAAACAAGAAAAAAUUAUAUUCAGCACUUCCGAGAUCGUGAUAAUGUGCGUUUUUGGUAUCCUGAUUUUCCUCGGAAUCACUGCAACUUUAACUGAUUUGUUCUUGAAGUUCACUUCUCACGAAACAUCCUACCAAGAAAACCAAAGUUUUGGCGUGAAAUGCUUGCUUUGUUUUUCCUUUUAUACCAACACUCUCCGUCUUCUGAAGAAAGAUACAUCACCAGAUUCCAUCAAAAUAUUUCACGGAAUGAAAGUAAUUACAAUUUUGUGGGUGAUGGUGAAUCACACUUAUUACUACCUCAACUUUCAGUCAUGUACUGCAUUAUUAAAGGCUCGAAAUACUGGUAAAGAGAUUGCCUUCCAAUUGAUUGCCAAUGGAUUUUUAAACGUCGAAACCUUCUUUUUUAUAAGCGCUGUAUUGGUAGCAUAUGGAACUAUGAAGUCAAAAGAAAGAAAAUUUAAUGUAUUUCUCUACAUUUUCCGAAGAUUUUGGAGAUUAACUCCGCCAUUCAUGCUUGUCGUAUCCGCUGUGUUUUUAGUGCAAUAUAUUGGUUCUGGUCCAGUUUGGAAAGAAACGGUCGUGGACCAAUUGACAGAAAGGUGUAAGGCCAAAUGGUGGUCGAACCUCUUAUACAUUAACAACUUCAUUCCAUCCGCUGAAAUGUGCCUGCAAUGGACGUGGUACAUACCAGUGGACACUCAUUUGUAUCUUGUGAGUCUAAUAGUUCUAAUACCCUUAAAGAAGAAUCCUCGCUUAGCGUUCAUGAUGAAUGGUUUAUUUUUAGUAGCUGGAACAAUCAUUACAGCAGCUAAUCAUUUGUAUUAUGGACUGCAUCCUACUGCAGUUUACGCAUUUAGCCACCCCGAUGAUUCUAAUUAUUUCAUUGACCGAGGUUACUUCAGAACUUAUGUUCACUGUUCGACGUACUGCGUUGGAUUGACUGUUGGAUAUAUUUUAGCCACAAAGCAGAAGAUACGAAUUCCUUUGGCUUUGAAUUUGCUAGGAUGGGUAGUUGCUUUCGUAUCUGCUCUGACUGUACUCUAUGGAGUCUAUGAAUGGAACCAAGGAAAUGUUCCAGGAAUUAUUGUGUCAACUAUGUACGCUUGCACGAGCAAAUUUGUUUGGUCUUUAGCGUUAGCUUGGGUCACUGUUACCUGUAUGACUGGAAAUGGAGGCAUUGCAACCAGCAUCUUAUCUUGGGAAGCGUUUGUUCCAUUUGCACGUCUGACUUACAUGACUUAUUUGAUUCAUCCCAUCAUUCAUAUGGUAUACACAGGAAGCACUAGGACACUGAUUCAGACUGAUCACCGAGCUCUGCUUUACUAUUAUUUAGGGGACGUGGUUUUAUCAUUCAUAUGCGCAUAUCCGUUGAGCUUGCUCUUCGAAUCUCCUUUUAUGUGCCUUGAAAAAGUCUUUUUCUCUCGAGGACGUCCAGCGAAAAUUGAAGAAAAGUCCUCAAAUCAAGAGAAAACUGAUGCCAUCGACAACAUCAGUGAAAAAAAGAAAUCCAACAUAGUUGAAGAAAAUGGAGUGUGCACCAUAGGAAUUAAGCGCGUUGAAUCUAAUGGAUAAACUUUUCGAUGAUAAAAUUUCAAGAAGAAUUCAUCUUACUACAGUCAUUUACGUACAGUACAAACGAAGUAUGCUGUGUACAUAAUCACGUUUUGUUCCCUGAAUGUUUGAUGUCAUAAUUUAUAAUAGUCGUACAUUCAUUUUAAUGUCAAGUGUUUGAGUAUAAAUUUAAACACACUUGAAGAUUCUUGUAAAUAUAUUUUCAUUUUUUCCAUUGCAUCUGUCAUUAUGUUUGUGCAACGUUAAUAAAAUGAGUCG